AUGGGUGCAUGGAGUGACCGAACUGGCAAUAGGAAAUUGUGCAUACUUCUACCGAUCUUUGGCGAGUUUCUUGUGUGCAUUAGUAACGUCAUCAGCACCGUGUUCUUUUAUCAAGUGACAGUUGAAGUUACGAUGUUCCUGGAAGCCAUUUUUCCAGCAGUUACUGGAUACUAUGGAAUAUUUGCAAUUUCGGGCACAAUAUACUUGCUGACGUUCAGCUACGGAUUCUUUUACUUGAAGAAAUGCACCAAGCCUGGAGUAUGCGAAAAUGAGAAGGUUGAGGCAGUGACUAUUUCCGAGCUUGCAACUUUAAUAAAAGAAACAGUCGUUGUUGCUUUCAAAAAAAGGGACGGAAAUAUCAGAAAAAAGAUCAUAAUAACUCUACUGACCGUCGCUAUAGUUUAUGGACCAAAUCAUGGUGAAAGAAUAAUUACAUAUAUGUUUGUAAGAUAUCGUCUUAAGUGGGAUGCUGUCAAAUAUAGUAUGUAUUCAACUUAUAGCAUCAUUACACAUUCAUUGGGUGCUUUGUUUUCGAUAAGCGUGUUCAGUAAACGAUGGGGCUUCCACGAUUCGGUACUUUGUCUCAUUUCCAUUGUCAGCAAGUUGGCCGGCUCAAUACUUAUUGCUUUCGUCAGAACUGACUUGGAAAUGUUUAUGGUGCCGAUCGUCGAGAUUCUGAACGCAACAACAUUCACAUCGCUAAGGUCAAUGGCAUCUAAAUUGGUUCUUAGCAAGGAAAUGGGCAAAAUGAACUCUUUAUUCAGCCUAGUUGAGACACUCGCUGCCUUGUUCUUUGACCCAACAUACUCAACGUUGUACUCAAAAACGAUACCGAUUUUCGCCGGGGCAGUGUACAUAUUUAGUGCUGUUAUGACUUUACCUGCGAUAGUUAUGUUGAUAUGGUUAUUUAUGCAGCAUAGACUAGAGUCGCGAUCGGAACGCGAAAAUAGAGUUAACACUUGUGAUGAAAAAGUGUUAAACGUC
Messenger RNA from Iphiclides podalirius (scarce swallowtail), 984 nucleotides. Lineage: Eukaryota; Metazoa; Arthropoda; Insecta; Lepidoptera; Papilionidae. The record is from the annotation of a GenBank genome assembly.